Molecule: messenger RNA, 3730 nt
Organism: Trachymyrmex cornetzi
Lineage: Eukaryota; Metazoa; Arthropoda; Insecta; Hymenoptera; Formicidae
Product: facilitated trehalose transporter Tret1-2 homolog
Exons: 9
Coding region: 646-2169 (507 amino acids)
Biological process (GO): transmembrane transport
Cellular component (GO): membrane
Molecular function (GO): transmembrane transporter activity
Source: RefSeq, a predicted model, not a curated record
CCUUUUUUCACGGAGGAGCGAAAACAGCGCUGCUCUCGCGACUGCGAUAGGUACAACGCUGGUGCCAGGCCGAUGCGACGCGAGUGCGGCGAGCUGGUGAUACUCACGCACACACGAUACACGCACGCCGAACAACAACGGAAGAGCCUUUCGGACGACGAAAUAAAAUCUGUGCCACGUAGAUGCGAGAGAACCGAGAAGAAACGAGAUAGCUCGACGACGACGACGACGUAUGACCCAGAUGUAUAGGAAACAAUCGCAAGCAAAAGCGACAAUAAUGACGACGCUAGAGAUAAGUGUGGAAUCCAGACAAUAAAUAUGUAAGACUGAUAUCGCGCCCCCGAGGAAAGGAUAACACUGCCCAUGUGGGAAGGAGAUAGCGACGUAUCGAUUGCAUGCGCGAAAUAUCCUCCGUUGUUCCCGCGUGGAGGAGCUCGUUUCCCAAGAAACUUCGUUCCGUGUACCUUCCCGCGAAGACAGAACACUUCGAGGACACCUGGGACACUUCGAAUAUCGACUAGCUAGCGAACGAAGAGGAGAGGUAUGGAAAUCGUGAGCAGUCCCGCCGAUCGCGACUCUCUGAAGAUCUCCGUGACACGCUAAUUCCUAGGCGAGGAUAGUGGCUGACGAAGAUACGAAGAAGAGAUGUCACUGAAUCACAGAUAUUACGUAACAACGAUACCCGACGAGGGCGAGGACAAUUUUAAAAUGCCCAGGGCUUCCGUGGUACACAUGACGUCGACGGCAACGAGGCCGCAUCACAUGUCACAAGUACUGGCGACCCUGGCACUAUCUAUGGGAACUCUCUCCUCCGGUUUGGCCAAGGGUUACACCUCGCCCGCGUUAGACUCCAUAUUGGAUAAUCAACCGCCCCAUCUUUAUCAAUCAUCCAACAAUGACACGUGGUUGGCUUUUUCGGUUACGCAACAGGAAGCUUCGUGGGUUGCAUCGCUGUCCAUGCUGGGCGCAUGGUUUGGUGCCAUGAUCGGUGACUGGAUAAUGCGGAGAGGUCGUCGUUUGGCCUUACGCAUGACAUCCUUGCCUCUGGCAGGAGCCUGGGUCUUAACGGGCGUCGCACCGUGCGUGGAGUUGGUGUACGUCACAAGUUUCAUCGGCGGGCUUUGCUGCUCAGUCAUCACCAUGGUAGCGCAGGUGUACAUAUCGGAAAUCUCGAUGCCUGGCAUCCGCGGAUGUUUGUCAGCGAUGUUGAAGGUGCUCGGUCACGUUGGUGUCUUACUGUCGUACAUAGCCGGCACAUAUCUGAAUUGGCGGCAAAGCGCAUUACUAGUGGCCGUCGCGCCGUCAAUGCUCUUUUUGGGGACCCUCUUUAUACCAGAGACACCAUCAUAUCUCGUACUAAACGGCAAAGAUGACGAGGCUGCCAACAGUUUGCAGUGGCUGCGCGGAGAACACGUUGAUAUUAGACAUGAGUUGCAGGUCAUCAAAACGAAUAUUCUGGCUUCGAGGGCUAAGCAGUAUGAGCUAAGUUUUAAGAACAGCAUGUUUACACCGAGACUAUACAAACCCAUCGCUAUCACAUGCGGUCUGAUGUUCUUCCAACGAUUCUCCGGCGCGAAUGCGUUUAAUUAUUACGCGGUACUUAUUUUUCGUCAGACCCUAGGUGGAAUGAAUCCUCACGGAGCGACCAUAGCGAUCGGAUUUGUACAGCUAUUGGCUUCUUUACUGUCAGGAUUUUUGAUUGACAUAGUCGGCAGACUACCGCUUUUGAUAGCCAGCACCGUUUUCAUGUCACUGGCGCUCGCCGGUUUCGGUAGCUACGCGUAUUACGUGUCUCAAACGCAAAAUCUUGGCUACGUGGACUCGGCGGUGGUGGGCCAGCACGACUGGAUACCGCUACUCUGCGUACUCGUGUUCACGACUGCCCUCGCCCUGGGCAUAUCGCCAAUUUCUUGGCUAUUGAUUGGCGAACUGUUUCCGCUGGAGUACCGCGGCCUCGGCUCCAGCAUUAGCACGAGCUUUAGCUACUUUUGCGCGUUUUUCGGGAUCAAGCUCUUUAUGGACUUCCAGCAGAGUCUCGGUCUACAUGGAGCCUUUUGGUUUUACGCCGCCGUGGCGGUCUGCGGAUUGUGCUUCGUAGUCUGCUGCGUGCCUGAGACGAAGGGCAAGCAGCUGGACGAGAUGAAUCCGGAUUAUGCGCAAGCACGGUAGUAUAAGGCCUCGCUGACGGGGGGUCUCUCGAACUUAGAGAAGGCGAACAAGCCUUUACCGGGUGGUGCUUAUCCGAACGAGCACGAUCCGCGGGAUCUCUACCGCAACGAUCCGUCAAUAGCGACUUCCAGCAUCGCGAUGCCGUCUGCGCGCGUCGCUCACCGCAAAUUGUCGGAUUACUGCGGUAUCUUCGCCGAGAAGACCAAUAGAAUCGGUAGAAACGUGGAGAGCUUUAUGCAGUCUCGCGGUUUGCUACCGAUUCGUCGCUCGGUCGACGAAACGCCGUGUCGCGACACGCUCGGGAUUAACGGCGACGUGAUCAGGAAUAACCCUCCGUCGAGGGUUGAUCGAGAAACGAGCGAGACCCGUCGUCGCCAGCACGAGAGUCUCGAUUACGAGCGGCUACGGAGGAACGGCGGUCAGAAGAAACGCGUGGCGUACUCCAACAGCACUUAUCCCCGGGACCCAAUGCGAGCAGACGCGAGUUACGUUCGUCGUUUCAACGCGACGGAGCCCCGUCGUGCCAACAGGCGCGAGUACGCAGAAACGGAUUACGACGCGGCGGACACCUGGAGACGAGACUUGGACCUCGCGAGGGGAGGUCUGUAUGUCUCCAAGCCGAUUCUAAGAAACGGCAUCAAUCAUGGUGGAGACGAGAGGCCGUAUUACUCGACCCUACCGCGGCGCAGCAGGACCAUCAACUUUAAGGAUCAAGCACGCGACUCCCCGGAGGGAGAACGACGGCGCACGUAUCCGAAGAGUCUGCAGGAUCUAACGGAUUUGGAACUCGAUGACGUCGCGUAUCUCCUCCCAUCCGCUCGCGGUGGGAACGAUACUCGAGAGGGGAGACUCGACGACAAUUAUCGUCGACGUAACAGGUAUCGUCGAAAGGAGGGCGAAUCACCCUUCGACGACGAUUAUCUCAAACUCUGCAGAAGCCUGUCGAGAUUAGAUAAGUAUCCGCGAGGCAAUAGAUAUGGACCAGGUCAAGUACACUAUGAGAGAGAAUGUAGAACAUUCGGCAAGGAUACGGUCGCCUUUAUCUACUAUAAGACGUGCUACUUAUGAUCUAAAAAGAAAAGCGAUACAAACGAGCGGUCGGGGGUUCUCUCAUCGAUAGACCGUCCAUCGAUACCCAUGGCUCACGAUCUCAAGCAGAAAUGCGCAUAUGGCCGAUUGGUCGUUUCGAAUCUUUUGUUCCGGAUGCAUUUAACGAGCGGAAGUAUUUUCUACUCGAUAAAAUGGCAUAGGGUUUUGUGUUGAACUGAUAAUUACAAAAUUUAUCAGCAGUAGAUCGUACUACAGAAAAAAAAUCCCUUCAAAUUCAUAUCUUCUUAAUGAUAACAUAUCUUUAUCAGGAUGUAAAGAGGAUACUUGCGUGAGGAAAAAACAGAUCUGUAUAAAAAAAAAAAAUAACCGAGUAACCGAAUCACAAAUUGCCUUCACGUCUGGCUUUAAUAAUUAAAUCGUUUCUCGACUGAUAAUGAAAUUAUAUCAUCGAGCUUUAAAUAGUAACUUCUUAUGUAUAGUAACUUCUGCUCCAAAAAAAACGUGAUAUCAC